AUGUCUUUCUCCAUUCUUUCAUUCUUUCUUCCCUCCAUUCUUUAUAUAUUUCGACUCAGGCCAUAUUUCUUCUCUCAAUUUAUUCUUUGUCUUUCAUCUUUAUUUUAUUCGUGUAUACACCAAAUCUUUCUUAAUUUCUUUCUUUCUCUCUGUAUUUUUCUUUCUUUUUACUCUGCACAACUUUCUUCUCUCCCUUCGAUCUUUAUCUCUUCUUUUCAUUUCAUUCAUAUAUAUUCUUACUUGACAAUUUCUUUUCCAUUGCAUUUCUUACGCGUUAUUAAGUUUUGCUUAGUUAGCUUCUUUUUAUGUCAUUUCUUUGUUUUACAACGCCGUCAUUUUGUACAAUUUCCAUUUAAAUUUUGUUCAAUUCUUUCUUUCUUUCAUUCCGUCAUUCAUUCCGUCCUUAAUUGCGUUUUACCUAUUUUCUUUUCUUCCACACUUCCUCCCCUCCUUCCGUACUUCAUUCUUUAUUUCCUUCCUUCCCUCCAUCCUUUCUUUCUUUCUUUCUUUCUUUCUUUCUUUCUUUCUUUCUUUCUAAGCUUUCUCUGGAUCACACAUUCAUUUAUAUUGUGCCUAGAAUUUCAUUACUUUCUCCCGUUCUUUCAUUUAUUUUCUAAUCAACUUAUAUCCUAUUUUUUCUCCCACAUUUUUUCUCCUUUUUCUCUGACCAUAUCUUUAAUCCCUAGAUAUCUCUUAGUUCAUCCCGUCUUUUUUACCAAUUACACUAACUGCCUUCUUCUUCAUGGCACAACGAAUUAUUCCCUUGCCUCUUUUCUAUAUUACAAAAUUUAUUUAUGCCUUCUUCUUGUGUCUGUUGUUGCUUUCUUUCCAUCCAUAUUAUUUCUUUUUCGCUUAUCCUUACAACUUUAG
Acanthosepion pharaonis is the source of this 870-nucleotide messenger RNA. Lineage: Eukaryota; Metazoa; Mollusca; Cephalopoda; Sepiida; Sepiidae. The record is from the annotation of a GenBank genome assembly.